AUGUCGUUCUUCUGGAGGGAAGCUGGUAUGACAUACCUGCAAUACGCCAACGUCUCGGCCAAGGCGCUUCGCAACGUUUUGAAGGAAAACGCUAAGGUUCUUGCCCUCCGUCGUGAGGAGCAGUACGCAAAGGUGCAGGUCUGGAAGGAUGGAAAGCAGGGUGACUCGAAAGUCAUUGACGCCUCGGGCAACAAGACUGGACACUAG
This is a messenger RNA of Fimicolochytrium jonesii, 207 nucleotides long. RefSeq names its product mitochondrial ATP synthase epsilon chain-domain-containing protein. The record is from RefSeq and is a predicted model, not a curated record. Gene Ontology annotation, molecular function: proton-transporting ATP synthase activity, rotational mechanism. Bases 1 to 207 code for a protein of 68 amino acids. The transcript has 3 exons. NCBI's taxonomy places the organism in Eukaryota, Fungi, Chytridiomycota, Chytridiomycetes, Spizellomycetales, Powellomycetaceae. Gene Ontology annotation, cellular component: mitochondrial inner membrane. Gene Ontology annotation, biological process: proton motive force-driven mitochondrial ATP synthesis.